This is a messenger RNA of Colletotrichum abscissum, 588 nucleotides long. RefSeq lists its product as uncharacterized. The transcript has 2 exons. Bases 1 to 588 code for a protein of 195 amino acids. The record is from RefSeq and is a predicted model, not a curated record. Lineage: Eukaryota; Fungi; Ascomycota; Sordariomycetes; Glomerellales; Glomerellaceae.
AUGAGCUACCGUCCAAUCCCAGACCUGUUCACCAUCGUUGACGGUCAAUUUCAUCAUAUAACGCUGCACUGGCAGUUUGAUCUAGCCAGGAGGUCAGGCGACCAAAUCUGUUACUGGAAUGAAAUCAUCGGGCAGCUUUUCGUCUACGGUCUACCCGGAGAGUUCCCCUACGAACCUGCGGUCGCCCGCGGUCCGGUGAGAAUCUUCAUCGACGUCACCAACCGCCCAGCCGUCCUCCCGCCCGGCUUCUGGGCCACUGAGAGGGUCCUCAUUGGCCCUUCUUGGGGUCUGCCGGGCUGGCACCCCUGGUUUCCGACAGACCCUCUGUUCCUGAGCACCGAGAGAUCUCUUGGAGGACGUCCUGGGACAGUGGGCGACCUGCGCUGGUGCGGUACCUGCGGCAAGUGGCUCUUGGCCCCUUACUUCUUCGACCACGAUGGUGCCCGCGCGAAUUCGCGCACCUGCAACCGGUGUGUUAUGCGCCGAGACCUCCGUUCUCGGGCGUACAAUACGAGGGACGCCUGGCUUGUGGCCAAGCAGCCGACGAUGAUGUGGCUUCGCCCCGGCGAAGCGGGCUACGACCACUAG